Molecule: messenger RNA, 363 nt
Organism: Anisakis simplex (herring worm)
Lineage: Eukaryota; Metazoa; Nematoda; Chromadorea; Rhabditida; Anisakidae
Source: the annotation of a GenBank genome assembly
GUUUUGAUAAUAAUGUACGGUAAAGGUGGAGGUGUACGGACGUUAUUCGCUCUGCAUGCGUGUUUAGCUCUAGGUGGAUGUAUUGCACCAUUAAUGAGUGCACCGUUCGUCUUCAAUAGUGUACGCACUGGGACAUUACCAACAAACCCUUUAAUGUCUAUUGAUAUCAACGGUCAUCAUGCAGUCAACAAGAGACAUAUCACUGGGAUUGAGGCGCUGAAUGCAACGGGAAUUGAUGACCAAAUGACGAAUAGCUCUGAACUGAUCGCAUCAGCAGUGGAAUCACCGAAACGGUCGGUUGAUAUUACCGCAAGAAAUGCUUUUUCCUGUAUACUGAUGCUUUCGUUUAUGCUGUGGAUCUAA